AAAGAUGGCCAGACUUUCCGCAAGACUUCUCAAGCCGAGCAAAAAGACCAACGCAGCCCUCAAGAAACAGACCGUCGCACCGACAACACAGGCAGAACGUGGCGGCAACGUUUCGGAGGAUGAAGAGCACGUCCAGGUCGCCCAAAACGAUCGCGGGAGCCGAGACGAGUUGGACGAUGAGAACGAAGAUGACGACGACGACGACGAUGACGACGAUGACGAUGACGACGACGAGGGGGUAGAUGAAGAGGGUAUGCAACGACUAAUGGUGGCGCUUGGGCAGGAUGGCUUGGACGAAUUCGACUCGGAGCAACUCAGGGCGCUGGGAGGGGACGACGAGUCAUUAGAGGAGGAUGGCGAGGAUGAAUCGAGUGAUGCGAGCCCCAAGAAUGUGCACGAGGAUGAGCAGGAAAGCAAGGAUGAAGAUGAAGAAGACGGGGAAGUGGAUGGCGACCGUGAAAAGGACAAGAUGCGAGAUACUGCAUCGAGUGGGGAAGACGAAGAGGAGGAUGCGAUUCCGCUGGAUGAAGUUGACUCGGUCGAUGAGGACGCAGUCCCUCGACAGAAAAUUGAGAUUGAUAAUACGGUUGCAUUGGCUCGAAUACGCGAGACCAUCCAGCUUGACCCUUCAUUACCUUGGACGGAAACCCUUGCGCUCUCAUACCCCGAAAAGAUCGAGGUAGACGUAGAAGACGACCUCAAUCGCGAACUUGCAUUCUACAAGCAAGCGCUUCAUAGUGCGAACGCUGCUCGCAAACUCGCAGAAAAACACUCGCUACCAUUCACACGGCCGGCAGAUUACUUCGCGGAGAUGGUCAAGUCGGAUGCGCACAUGGAACGCAUACGGCAACGCCUCCUGAACGAAUCAGCUGCCAUCAAACGAGGCGAAGAGAAGCGUAAGGAACGGGAGGGUAAAAAGUAUGGGAAGCAAGUACAAUUGGAGAAGCAGAAGGAACGACAGCAGAGCAAGAAGGAGAUGGAAGAACGUCUCAAGGGACUGAAACGAAAGCGAAAAGACGCGCUCGACAACGGAGGCGACGAUGGCGCCUUCGACGUUGCGGUUGAAGAUGCCAUCUCUGACCGUCCUCAAAAGCGAGGCAAGGCGUCCGACGGUCGAACCAAACUUUCACGGAGAGGUCGCGACCAAAAGUUCGGCUACGGCGGUGGCGGUCGGCGCGAUAAACAGAACACGAAGUUUUCCACCGAUGACUUCGAUGCCCCCGGAGGACGAGGAGGGCAAGGCAGAGGAGGCGGACGUGGGGGCAGGGGCGGCGGGCGCGGAGGCACGGGCGGCGGGCGUGGCGGAGGUGCGGGACGGGGAGGGAGCAAAAGACUCGGGAAGAGUAGGCGGAUGGCGGGAAGAGGCCGAUCAUGAAGACGUGAGGCUCUGCUACUCCUCUGGAUUGAUCUGUCCCGUCGCAUCAGUAUAUUGAGCUUGUGGUUGUGUGUUCAAUGGUAUCGUUU
Molecule: messenger RNA, 1464 nt
Organism: Punctularia strigosozonata HHB-11173 SS5
Lineage: Eukaryota; Fungi; Basidiomycota; Agaricomycetes; Corticiales; Punctulariaceae
Product: Ebp2-domain-containing protein
Exons: 4
Coding region: 5-1375 (456 amino acids)
Biological process (GO): ribosomal large subunit biogenesis; rRNA processing
Cellular component (GO): nucleolus; preribosome, large subunit precursor; nuclear periphery
Source: RefSeq, a predicted model, not a curated record